UGCAGGGGUGAGAGUGAGGUGAGAGUGCAGGGGUGAGGGUGAGGUAAGAGUACAUUGGUGAGUGUGAGGUGAGUGCAGGGGUGAGAGUGAGGUGAGUACAGGGGUGAGAGUGAGGUGAGAGUGCAGGGGUGAGAGUGAGGUGAGUACAGGGGUGAGAGUGAGGUGAGAGCACAGGGGUGAGAGUGAGGUAAGAGUACAGAGGUGAGAGUGCAGGGGUGAGGGUGAGGUGAGAGUGCAGGGGAGAGAGUGAGGUGAGAGUGCAGGGGUGAGAGUGAGGUGAGAGUACAGGGGAGAGAGUGAGGUGAGAGUGCAGGGGUGAGAGUGAGAGUACAAGGGUGAGAGUGAGGUGAGGGUGAGGUGAGAGUGCAGGGGUGAGGGUGAGGUGAGAGUGCAGAGGUGCGGGUGAGGUAAGAGUACAGGGGUGAGAGUGAGGUGAGAGUACAGGGGUGAGAGUGGGGCGAGAGUACAGGGGUGAGAGUUAGGUGAGAGUGCAGGGGUGAGAGUAAGGUAAGAGUACAGAGGUGAGAGUGCAGGGGUGAGGGUGAGGUGAGAGUACAGGGGAGAGAGUGAGGUGAGAGUGCAGGGGUGAGAGUGAGAGUACAGGGGUGAGAGUGAGGUGAGGGUGAGGUGAGAGUGCAGGGGUGAGGGUGAGGUGAGAGUGCAGAGGUGAGGGUGAGGUAAGAGUACAGGGGUGAGAGUGAGGUGAGAGUACAGGGGUGAGAGUGGGGCGAGAGUACAGGGGUGAGAGUAGGUGAGAGCACAGGGGUGAGAGUAAGGUAAGAGUACAGAGGUGAGAGUGCAGGGGUGAGGGUGAGGUGAGAGUACAGGGGAGAGAGUAAGGUGAGAGUGCAGGGGUGAGAGUGAGAGUACAGGGGUGAGAGUGAGGUGAGGGUGAGGUGAGAGUGCAGGGGUGAGGGUGAGGUGAGAGUGCAGAGGUGCGGGUGAGGUAAGAGUACAGGGGUGAGAGUACAGGGGUGAGAGUGAGGCGAGAGUACAGGGGUGAGAGUUAGGUGAGAGUGCAGGGGUGAGGUGAGAGUACAGGGGUCAGAGGUGAGAGUGCAGGGGUGGAUUAGGGUUACGACGUAACAAAGUCAGCAAAGUGAAUAAAACCCCUAACAGUGACUGUGAAAGUGAAGAAGUGACCUACAGAAGUAGAACCGUUGCCCAGAAGAUGCCACGGGCCUCUGACCAGGAUGAGGCCGAUGAGCUAUAUCAGAACAACUCUGUGUCUUGGCUGGCAUGUGGUGCCCUCUCGCUACUUGCCAAUGGCUGGAGCAUCCUGAGUCUAGCCAGCCGAGGUGGGAGCGGGCAGCGGCCUCGUCCCCUGGAACUGCUCCUCUGCCUGCUGGCAGGAACACACUUACUCAUGGCCGCUGUGCCCCUGUCACUGUUUUCUGUGGUGCAGCUGAGACGGAGACAUUCGCCGGGUUAUGAAUGGAAUGAGGGUCUGUGCAAGGUGUUUGUGUCCACGUAUUACACACUAGCGCUGUCCACCUGCCUGACUGUGGCCUGUCUCUCUUACCAUCGGAUGUGGAUGGUGCGCUGGCCUGUCAGCUACAGGCUGGGCGGUGCACGGAGACAGGCACUCCAAGGAGCACUGGGAAUUUGGGCAGCUUCCUUUGUGAUCUCCACCUUGCCAUCUAUUGGGUGGCAUGACAACGCCCGCCGAUUCUACACAAGGGGCUGCCAUUUCCUGGCUAGUCGGAUUGGCUUGGGGUUUGGCCUGUGCUUCCAGUUACUCUUGUUGGGAGGGGUGGGCACUGGUCUUGGGUGCUUGGGGGUGACUUUGUACCAUGCUUGCUGCUGCCCUGCAGCGGGGCAGAGAGGAGGCGCAGGUGAAGGCGGGGCAGAGGGGAUGAUGGAAGUUCCGGCCAUUGUGGUACAAGAUGCUCAGGGAAAGAGACGCUCGUCACUGGAUGGGUCAGAAUCGCCAAGGACAGCAGCGCAGGUCACCGGACUGGUUGGGGGCAUUGUGUUGCUCUAUGAUGCACUGACUGGGCUACCCAUACUGGUGGUGAGUUUUGUCAGUCUCCGCUACGACAGCGCCCCACCCUGGAUGGUCCUAUGUGUGCUGUGGUGUUCCAUGGCACAGACCCUGCUCCUUCCAUCAUUCAUCUGGUCCUGUGCCCGUUACCGCGCUGACCUGCGCACUGUGUGGGAGCACUGCGCCUCCAUGUUGUCCGACAGCGGGGAUGAAGACAGCGUCCGGGAUGACUUUGCAGAUGGCCGUCUGUGCGAAGUUCGCUUCGAUUCCAAUGGCGCUGCCAUAAAGAGACCUCCGCAUUACCUGGGAGGGGACCUGAGAGAUGGGAAAUUCCUGCCUGUCAGACAUAUCCUAUUACCCACCGAUCGCAGCCAGUACCUACAGGUGCACCGACACCAGGCCCCUCUCUCCCGGAGGAUGUCACAUGACGAAAUUGACCUAUUCCCUCCUCGCACCUCACCCCUUUUGCUCAGGUGGUCUUCCUCAGAUGAUGUACGAGGUGGGCCCGGAUCGUCGCGAGGAGGCAGCCCUUCCACCCCUCACCGGGUCCCUGACAUACCACCCUGGAGUCAGCACCACCCGCCACGAGCAGAGCCAGACUAUGGUCUAAGCAGUUUGCACCAGUUUUUGCAAGGGGGCAUGGGAGGGUCUGUGGGAAUGGGGAGCGGGGCCCACAACUCCUUCUUCCGAGAUGAAAUCACCGCAUUUAUUGAUGACACCCCCUGCCCCUCACCACUUGGGACACCCCACAGAGUCCGCGCCAACCAAAGGCCCUCUCCUCUCCCACGGAAGGGACUGGAAGGAGGGGCAGCGUGGGCAGGUGUAGGAGAGCGAAGACUAUCUCUUUGUAGCCCACCACUUGGCGCAACUGAAACCCGUAGGUCCUCUUUGUCCGAAAGGGGGUGCAAAGGUGUGUCUUCGUAAGGAAGAAUCCAUGGAGCGCGUACAGGGUCUUUCACACUUACCUCCUUUGUAUCAGUUACCCCUGAAUGGAAGUAGGGGACCCUCCCUUUCAUUAUGUUCUUCUCAGGCGAACCUGCUGUUUGUGAGAGGGCAAAGGGCUUCAGGCGGCCACUCAGCUGACACUGCCUCUACCCCUCACGCCUCCUCUGAUACCCCUUUGCCCCCCCAUAGACACACCACAAACACACUGGAAAAAUUAGCCAAAAGAUGACAAAAUAAAUUGCGAUUUGAUUAUAAAA
Molecule: messenger RNA, 3186 nt
Organism: Pseudophryne corroboree (corroboree frog)
Lineage: Eukaryota; Metazoa; Chordata; Amphibia; Anura; Myobatrachidae
Gene: GPR162
Product: G protein-coupled receptor 162
Exons: 4
Coding region: 1172-2908 (578 amino acids)
Biological process (GO): G protein-coupled receptor signaling pathway
Cellular component (GO): membrane
Molecular function (GO): G protein-coupled receptor activity
Source: RefSeq, a predicted model, not a curated record